Molecule: messenger RNA, 984 nt
Organism: Apaloderma vittatum (bar-tailed trogon)
Lineage: Eukaryota; Metazoa; Chordata; Aves; Trogoniformes; Trogonidae
Gene: PDCD1LG2
Product: programmed cell death 1 ligand 2
Exons: 6
Coding region: 1-984 (327 amino acids)
Biological process (GO): positive regulation of T cell proliferation; cell surface receptor signaling pathway; T cell costimulation
Cellular component (GO): external side of plasma membrane
Source: RefSeq, a predicted model, not a curated record
AUGUUUCAGAUCCUCACAAUGCUGUUGGUGGAAAUACAGCUUUCCGUGGUCUCAGGUAAGACAGAAACUGCUUUAUUUACAGUUGAAGUUCCUCAACAGCUGUACGUGGUGGAAUAUGGGAACAACGUGACAAUGGAAUGCAGAUUCCCUGUGAACGGCUCGUUAAACCUAGAACUCCUGACAGUUGUUUGGGAGCAAAAAAGACAGGGGCAGUUGAAAUCAAAAGAGGUGUACACACUUCGCAAUGGGAAGGCACUCCCUCCAUCUCAAGAUCAUGAUUACAUAGGAAGAGCAGCACUUCUGCACAGUGAACUGAAAUUGGGACGAGCUGUCCUUCAGAUCACCAGAGUGAAGAUUACAGAUGCAGGAUCAUACCUUUGUCUCAUUGAAUACCAAGGCGUGGACUACAAGUACAUUACUUUGGAAGUAAAAGCAUCCUACAAGAGAAUAAACACUCAAGUAAUAAGAAUACCAGCUGAAGACAAAUUUGUUUUUAUCUGUCAGUCAGAAGGCUUUCCUCUGGCAGAGGUUUUCUGGCGAAAUGAGAAGAACUUCAAUCUCAGUGGAUCUGCAAAUACCACCUAUACACUGACUGCAGACAGCCUGUACAAUGUCACCAGCACCCUGAUGUUCAAACCAAAUAUGAGUGAGAACUACAGCUGUGUGUUCUGGAAUAAAGAACUGAGCAGAGAGACUUCAGCUCACAUUUCCACUCUAGCUUUAAUGAGCAGACAGCAUAGUGGACAAAAAUCCCUGAUCUUAUUUAUUGUCCCCACAUGUGUGACGGUAGCUGUCCUUUCCUCUGCAUUAAUAAUCUUUCAAAAGAGAAAAUCAUCCAAGGAUGGGCAUCCCAAAAAAGACAGGAAAAGAAAAUUGAACCCUAACCUGAAAGAUGAGAACAGAGAUGAUUUAAACUCUCAAACUGAGGCCUUAUACUUGUCAACUAUCACUGCUUCAAGAGACAGUGGGAGCGUGGGUCUCUGA